Messenger RNA from Gaeumannomyces tritici R3-111a-1, 5460 nucleotides. RefSeq lists its product as hypothetical. Gene Ontology annotation, molecular function: monoacylglycerol lipase activity. The record is from RefSeq and is a predicted model, not a curated record. Bases 553 to 4680 code for a protein of 1375 amino acids. Lineage: Eukaryota; Fungi; Ascomycota; Sordariomycetes; Magnaporthales; Magnaporthaceae. The transcript has a single exon.
AACAUUUUCUCAAUACAAACUAUCUACAGGUCGUCCUCCUAAGAAUAAUCCUCUCUUCAACGAGAUGCGACCAAACCUCGCGCUCGGCUCCUUCUAAAAAUACCAAGGACGGAUCAGAACAGAAACGGACAGGGCCACCUCAGACCCAACCAACAAGUCGGACCGCCACAAGUGUGUCGAGGCGUGCCCACGCAGCCAAGACUGGGUAGCUCCGAUCGAGCGCCAGACCUAGCAAGGUAGCUAGCUCGGUGCUCCCGCAGGUACAUCUCCAUCCAGUCCCGCAUGUGCGCCGCCUUCGCAGACGUCACAUGUCGCGUGUGAAGUGAGCUCUCACCGCGCGGUGCCGGACUUUGGUCCAUCGACGAUGGGCGCGCAGACGCUGCUCCAGCAUAGCCAAGCAACCGAGAACUUGCCCUGAGCAAAACACCCGACUUCAGCUCUCCUCCGCCCGCGAAUCAACGAGACUCGGCCGCCGCCGCCCAACCCGCCGCCGUCCACCCCCUCGAUCGACGCAGGCCGCCCCGGCGGGCCCCUCCCGCCAAAGCAGCCGCGAUGUUGCUCCUCCACCAGGUCGGCAGCGUCAAGAUCGGCGAGGUGGUGCGGUACACGGUGACGUACACGCCCUCGCACGACCGCAUCCUGCCGUCGCCCGAGUGCCUGCACCUCCGCAUAAAGAACACCUCCCUCAUCGCCCUGCGCGCCGCCUUCGUCCACGGACCCUACACGCUCGGGGUCGCCGCCUACCCCGCCCACUACGACCCGAACCGAAAGUUCGCCAACCCCCGCCGAUACGGCGUCCCCGAGUUCGAGCCCAUGCUGAAGGCCGGCGGCGCCUGGACCUGCCGCCUCCUCGUCCCCGACAACAUCCGCCAGUCUGCCGGUUCCGGCGUCAGCCAGGGUCACUUUGGCGGCCCCAUCCCUCCCACCGCCGUCACCGCCGCCGACCCCGCAAACCUCACCUCCUCCUCCUCGGAAGCCAUCCACCUCCAGCCCGCCCUCGACUCCGCCUCGUGGGUUAUCGAGGUCUCUAGCCAGGUCAUAUUCUCCACCUCGGCCGCCGUCAACUACGAAAUUCUGCUUGCCCGCGACGAGAAGUCCCUCAGCCUCGGCGCCCCGGCUGUGGCUGUCAUCGGCGGAACCCAUGCUCAGGCCCCCCAGCCCGGGAAGAUCAGCGAUUUCACCUCGCCGCCGCCCUCGCUGCUUCCGGGCUUCCAACAGCAGCAGCACGGACGUGGAGCCCUUCAAAGGGGCGUCUACUCGGGGGCCAUCCGCCUCAAGGUCGAGGAUACAGGUGCGCUCUGGGACACCCCGCGUUUGGGCCACUCCAACCCCUCGGACCUGGCCAAACCGAAGCACCAUGCCCACCUCCCCAAGGGUCCAGCCCUGGAGGCGACAAGCCCGGUGCCGGCAGCUCCGCAGUCCCAACCGCAGGCAACCCCCAAAGAUAUGGACAAAAAGGGAGAGAACGGGCAAGGCGAGGCGUCUACAGGCCGCAGCAAGGACGGCGGAGAAGGUUCAUCAAAGCUGGACGAUAAAAAACAGAAGAUACAUCUCGUGAUGCUUACACAUGGCCUGCACAGCAAUCUCGGCGCGGACAUGCUGUUCCUAAAGGAGAGCAUAGACUCGGCUGCCAGACAGGCAAAAAUUGACGCCAGGGCAAGGCGUGCCCGAGAGGUGCAAGAACGGAGAGAGCAGAGGCGCAAGCAGCGAGAAGAAAGGUUACAAGAAAGAGAAAAGCAGGCCGCAAAAGCCCAGGAGAAGGAGGAGGAGGCAAAUGUCGGCACCGAGGCGCAGGCGGAAGCCCAGCCAAAGGACGAUAACGGUGUAUCAGCCCCUGAGGAGGCCGAGGACAAAAGGCAUGGCGUCGGCACAUCAUCAGCCCAGAACAUGGACAGCAAACCGCCACCUCCGAGCGAGACGGAGUCGGGGUUAGAAGAUGACGGCGAAGACGAAGGUGACGACGAUCAAGUCGUGGAAGAAGAUGAGGAGGUCGUGGUGCGUGGGUUCUCGGGCAAUGCCACACGAACAGAAAGGGGCAUAAAAUACCUGGGCAAACGCCUCGCCCGGUAUAUCCUAUCAAUGACGUACCCCGACCAGCCUUUCCUGCCGGCGUCCAUGGCGAUGGCCAAAGAGACCGCGGCGCACGCAGCAUCCAAGGAGAGCGGGGCCCCAGGUGCUGGGUCGGCGCCAGCACCGGCGCACAAACACAGCAGCAUACUCAAGGCGCCCCGCGCCAGCGACGAUGCUCGCACGUAUCGCAUCACCAAGAUCAGCUUCGUAGGCCAUUCGCUUGGAGGACUUGUUCAGCUAUACGCCAUUGCAUACAUCCAGAAGCACUCGCCCAAUUUCUUCCACAUAAUCAAGCCUAUCAACUUCAUCGCCCUUGCAUCACCGCUGCUUGGGCUAAACCACGAGAACCCCCUCUAUUUCAAGUUUGCGCUGGACUUUGGCCUCGUCGGGAGGACAGGCCAAGACCUGGGACUGACGUGGAGAGCUCCCACCAUCGCCCGGAGCGGCUGGAGCGCCAUCGUGAGCAACUUGGGCGAGAAUGCGCACAAGAAGCUGAUGGGCGGCGAGGCCCAGGCCGAGUCCAAGCCUCUCCUGCGAAUACUGCCCACGGGGCCCGCCCACGUUGCCCUGCGCGCCUUCCGGAACCGCACCCUCUACUCCAACGUGGUCAAUGACGGCAUCGUGCCCCUGCGCACCAGCUGCCUGCUCUUCCUAGACUGGCAGGGCCUCGGCCGCGUCGAGAAGGCCCGUCGUGAAGCCGGACUGGUCGAGACUGUCGUGGGUUUUGGCUGGUCCGAGCUCAUGGGCGCCAACGUCACGUCUCCGAGGGAGCCGACAUGGCAGGCUGACGACAGUAAUGAGGAGACUGAUGGGCCCGGCGACACAAAACGGAGGCAAUCUGUUGAGCUGCCUGGCCCGGCCAUGGCCGGUGGCGGAGACGGGGACCAGAGCCCCAAGGGUGACGGCGUCACGACGCCCAUGGCUCCUUACUCGCACGAGGUCCCGCAACCACCAGGUAAUGCCAUACUGGAAGAUGACAGGCAGAGCAUACGGUCGGUGGCGUCGCCGGCCUGGGGGAUUCACUCGACGUCCUCGGUAGCGUCGGCGAACCCCUUCACCGGCAUCUUCAACUUUUUCCGCAAGGACGAGCCGACCAAAGAGACGUCGCCGAGCCAGAAGCAGACGCAGAUAUUCAAGCGCAGCCAAACGCUGCUGAAGGAGGAGGGGUCGUACAACAACUCGGCGUCCUCGCCCCGGUCCAAGGUGACUAGCGGCCACGAACUAAGCGACGAGCCUAGCGAGAAUGGCAUGUCGGCGCCCCCGAGGACGACCUUCUUUGAGGCCGCCGGGGACCUCCUCAACCCGAAGCUGCCGUCGGUCGAGUACCUGAUCGACCCUUCCAAGCGGCCGCGAACCAUCUUCCACGACCGCAUCUACCAUCCCAGUGACAUCCCGCCGCCGCCCGUCAAGAAGCGCCCGACGAGCAGCUCCCUGCACAUACGCCGCCGCUCCAGGGCCGGCUUGCCGGAAGAUGGCAGCACAGACUCUAAACACUUGAAGGUAACCGCCGAAGCGGCCGCAUCGGGUGAGGCGGACGUGGCGGCGACGGCAGCGGCAAAGAAAAGCAUGUCGAUGCCGUCGUCGCCCGUGAUGCCGCGGCAGCAGGUGCUUUCGCCACAGAGCACAAUACUAUCGCCCAUGACGGACGGCGGCGGCGACGCAUCCAGAUCGAAAGGAAGCAAGGAGCCCGCCCAGGUGGUAGACAACGCAGGGAUGCGGGUCGAGGAGAAGAUCGCUCGGGCUUACCACAGAGGCCUGUCGUGGCGCAAGGUGCUCGUCAAGCUGGAGCCGGACGCCCACAACAACAUCAUUGUCCGCCGUACCUUCCCCAAUGCCUUUGGUUGGCCUGUCGUCAAGCAUCUUGUCGACGCCCAUUUCAGCGACUCGGCCUCGGCCCGCACCCCAGACAGCGCCGAGACCAGCCGCGAGCGAGCUGUAGGUCUGGGCAUCGGUCCGGACGAGCAAGGAAAGGAGACCAGAACCCAGGAGCCCGAGGCGGAGAGCACAAAACCGAUGCCCCGGGAUAUAGGACGCCGGAACCACGACUUCCGAUCCCCCGGCCGCAAGGCCUCGGUGAACCGCACGGCCAGCGAGGCGCGUGAGGCCACUGACAAACUCUCGGACCUGCCGUUGACGCCGCCACAACGACGGUCCUCCAUGUCGAUCGCCACGGACAGGCACAGCCCCGGGCGCGCGAGCGACGGGCCGCCGACGCCACGCAGCGGCGCCACCAGCAGCAGCGGCCGCCCCAACUACGACCGCCUCGACUCCAUGACCUGGAGCGAGCGCGACUGGGACGACAGCGGCGACGACAGCGACGACGAGGCCUUCACCUCGCCCCAGUCGGCCGCCUCCCACAGUGCCCGCCACUCGUGGCUGCGCAGGAAGGGCACCACCUCCUCCUCCUCCGGCACCGGCGCCAGCAACAACAACAAUGGCGGCGGCGGCGGCGGUGGCGGCAACAACAGCUGGAACUGGACAGAGAAGAUUGUGGGCAAGGGCGCUGCCAAGCCUCCACGGGGCGGCGCCACUCCCCCAUCUGCAGGUGCGGGCGGCUCUGCUGCCGGCGCGGCCAAGGACGCCGCCGACAGCGCGAGGCCGACUGUAUAGGGAGAGAGGGUCGCGGGCCGAUCUCACGCUGCCUGACGACCGCUGUGUUCCCCAUUCCUUUUACAUGUUUCUUUUCGGGGGUUCUUUUUGAAAUCUGUAGCCUGUUUUGCUCCCAUAUCUCCCUAGGAAGUUUGCUCCGUCACCUCGUGUUCCUCAUUGUUCCAAACCCCCCAUCUCGCAUCGCCUCCGAGAGAGGGCUUUAUUAGUGUAGCACCUUUUCUACCUGGCUACCAUAACAGCAUGUUUAUUCGUCUCGUGGUCAUGUCAAAUGGCUUCAAAAUCACGCAUCAGGAGAACGCGGUACCCACUAGAAGUUCGCCGCGGGGAAGGCGGUCGGUUCCAGUCCGAAAGGUGUCUCCCGUCAUGAGUAUUCCUUGUGCUCAAGCGCCGUAAGCAACGUGUGCGCCGACAGAUCACAUAUUGAUCAAAAAUCUCAACUGGGCAGGAGCCGAGAAUGCUGUUUCGAGAGAGCAAGGCAUCUUGUUCAAAGGGUAUCAAGCCAAGUACAGGUGUCAUAGUAAAAAAUAUCUUGUGUGUAUAGACUGGACUUGGCGUUGCGUGAAACGACAGACACCAAGCCCACCUUCUCCCGCCGCCCAGCUAGCUACAAGCCAGUGCAAAAUCGCAAGUUUCGCCGAUUCGCCAUGUUUUUCAUGAUUACCCAUGUAUGGUAUCUCUCCGCAAAACUCCGAGAAAAGAGCUAUGCCCCAAACGCCUGCCAAAAUCAAAUCAACAAAGAAAAAGGAGGCGAAUUAUAGCCACUCCAGUGCUAUGCUCAUC